AUGAAUCCAGUUGGGAAGAACAACAAUAAAAUCAGAUGGAAAUUCGAGAAUUUGGAAACUUUGAAGAAGAAUGGAGGAUUCAGUGAAGAAUUUACAACGGAUGAUUUGAAAUGGUUAGUAAAUAUUUAAAGUGAUAGAAAUUACAUAACAUUAUUUUUUUAGGAAAAUAAAAUUGGAGACUAAGUUGGUCAACGGCAUCAAGUAUUUGGGUGUCUACUUACACCACGUCACAGAAAAAUCAUCGUGGAUUAUCGAAUCAUCGGCGAGAAUCAAAGUUUCGAAUAGAAAGCAAUUGCGAACCGGAAAUUUCAAUUGCGGAUUGCACACCAAAAAUAUACCAGCUUGGGGAUUCCCAGAAUUUCUGCAAUGGUCUUUUCUUGCUCCAAAUCACUACUAUGAUUCGAGAAUCGAAUGGAUCACCGUGGAAUGCGAAUUCAGUUAUAAAUUCUAUGAUUUUUCGAAAAAUUCGGCGAUUUUCUCGGAUGCCAGUAUCAAAGUUGGAACUGAUGAAUUCUAUAUUAGCAAAGGGUAUAUUUCUACAUUUUCAAAGUUUUUCAACGAGAAGUUUGUGAAUAAAAAUUUAACUAAAGUUACGAUAACUGGUGUGAAAUCGGAUGAUUUUGUGCGAUUAUUAGCAGCAAUUUUGCCGGAUCCAAUUCAAAUUAGUUGUGAGUUUUUCUUGAUUGAAACCUUGAUUUUUUCUUCUAUUUUUCAGUUCGAAACUACGAUGCGAUUAUGGAUUUAUCAGAAAAAUUCGAAAUUGAUUCAUUGAUCAAAAAAUGCGAGGAAUAUUUCAAGAAAAACAAAUGCAUUGAAAUCAUUCGACAAAUCAAAGAAGCUGAAAAAUUCAAUUAUAGAACUCAGAUUGUAAGAAUUUUUGAAUUAGUUUCCAGAUAAAAAUACAAGAUUUUUCAGCCAACACUUCUUGCAACUUUGAAACGCGGAAAAGAACUCAAAAUUAUUUCGGAAGAUGAGAAUUUCAAGAAUUUCAAAGAUUCUACAAAAGUCGCUAUUAUGAACGCCGCUUUUAAAUUUCUUUAA
Molecule: messenger RNA, 1041 nt
Organism: Caenorhabditis angaria
Lineage: Eukaryota; Metazoa; Nematoda; Chromadorea; Rhabditida; Rhabditidae
Source: the annotation of a GenBank genome assembly